CCCNUCCCCCAUCUAUCCCCUUCUUCAUCUUCGCCUUCUUGUUCUUCUUCUUCUUCUUACCUUCCACGCCUUACCACGUCAACAACAAUCACCCAUCCACCACCACUUCCACCAACCUCAACCUCUUCCAUUUACUUCUUCUCUUCUUUCAUUACAACACCCUUUUCACUUUUCAACACUAUCCAUCAUCGCCCUCAUCACCAACAGCCGCCCAUCCUCACUUCUCCAACUCCCAACUCAACCCAAACACAUCGUCCGAGAGCUCGACCAUCGACUGGACCCUCACCCCAGCCGCAAUUCAACACUCUCCCUCCCAUUGACACCAGACACGAAGUGCGCGGGCCACACUAGCAGCCUCACCACACUCUGCGUUCUGCGCAUUGCGUCGCGACAACGCCGCCAACUUCUUGCCGCCUUGCGGUCAAACACCCGUGCCCUCGAUAUUGAUGGCGUCACACCACCCCUCGCCUCCAGGUGCCAUGCACCGGAUGGCCCCUCACCACCCCUCGCCCACCGCGGCGCUUCACAUGGGGCAACAGCACCAGGGCGGCCCGCCGAAUGGCCCUCCCGGCCCCGGGCAACAAGGCCCGUGGCCAACUGGACCGCCGUCGCAGAACCUCCCCGCGAUGAACGAGGCGGUCUGGAUGCAGAUUGGGAGCUUCCUCGAACUCCUCAAUACCUCGGAUGAGGCGAUCGUCGCGUACGAGCACGCGCUGCGUGCCAACCCGCACUCGAUUGCGGCCAUGACGGCCAUCGCGGGCAUUCUGCGACACCAGGAGCAGUUCCCCAAGGCCGUGGACUUCAUCCAGAAUAUCCUCAAGCUCGACCCGAGCAAUGGCGAGAUCUGGGGCAGUCUAGGACACUGCUACCUCAUGAUGGAUGACCUCCACCAAGCUUAUGCUGCUUAUCAGCAAGCGCUGUAUCACCUUCGCGAUCCCAAGGAACCUCGACUCUGGUAUGGCAUUGGCAUUCUCUACGAUAGAUAUGGGUCAUACGAGCACGCAGAGGAGGCCUUUUCGCAGGUCAUGCACAUGGCGCCAGACUUUGAGAAAUCCAACGAAAUCUAUUUCCGCCUCGGUAUAAUUUACAAGCAACAACAGAAAUACGGCCUGUCUCUCGAGUGCUUCAAAUACAUCGUUUCGAACCCUCCAGCUCCGCUCACUGAGGAGGACAUCUGGUUCCAGAUUGGCCAUGUCCACGAGCAGCAAAAAGAUGUCGACAACGCCAAGCUUGCAUACAGGCGUGUGCUGGAUCGCGAUCCGAAUCACGCAAAGGUCCUCCAGCAGCUCGGCUGGCUGCAUCAUCAGCAGAGCCCGAGCUUCGCCAGCCAAGAGCAGGCGAUUGAGUACCUGGAGAAGUCGGUCAAUUCCGACAACAACGACGCGCAGAGUUGGUACCUCUUGGGCAGAUGUUACAUGUCACAGCAGAAGUAUCCCAAGGCAUACGAGGCCUACCAACAAGCUGUCUACCGUGAUGGCCGGAACCCGACCUUCUGGUGCUCCAUCGGCGUCUUGUAUUACCAGAUCAACCAGUACCGGGACGCACUCGAUGCGUACUCCCGCGCGAUACGCCUCAACCCGUACAUUUCCGAGGUCUGGUACGACCUUGGCACCCUGUAUGAGUCGUGCAACAAUCAGAUCAGCGAUGCGCUCGAUGCGUACCAGCGCGCGAACGAGCUGGAUCCCAGCAACGUCCACAUCAAGGCACGCCUGCAGCUUCUCCGAAGUGGACAAGGCAUGCCGACCAUGAACACUGCCGCACCGAUUCCGCAGGACGUGCAUCCCAAUGCGUACCAGCCCACCAACGCCGUGGGUCCGCCAGGGCCUCAAUGGGGAGGCCCCUCGCAAGCAGCGCCGCCAGCACCAUCUGGACCCCCAGCCGGCCCCGGCCCCGGCCCGGGAAACUGGCCCACCAACAGGCUGGCUGAGAUCAACCCUCCUCCGCAGCCACCGAACCCGUACGAGCACCGUGAGGCAGCCCGAGCCCCGCCGCCACCACCUCGCCAAGCGAGCCCAAGGGCGGCGGAUCAGCAGAUGCGGCCGUACCAAGAGCCGCGCUACCUGGGCCCGGUGCCACCGCACGGUGCGGCCUCUCCUCAUCCUCUUCCUGGACCAUACCCAGGACCGGGUGUCCAGCACCCACCAACGAUCCAGCACCAACAGCCGCCCCUUGCGCCACCGCAGCCACACGCGCCUCCAUCUGGCCCCGUGCGUGUCCUGAAUCCAAACUACGGUGGCCCGGCACCGAACAUCCUUCCUCCCGCACCACCGAACGGACUGAACGGGCCUCCACCUCCAGGCGGCCCAGGACCGAUCCCGCCGUUUGGCCGCGGGAACAGCCCACACCCUGAGGUGCGCCCGAUUCUCGAUAACAGGAUCUCGUCACCCACCGCAGCCUACCCCCACCAACAAUACCAACAACCUCACGCCGAGACCCCCGCAAACGGUGGCAUCGCCAACGGUGCCCCCGCGCCCGCCUCUGCGCUCGCCGCCGCCGAAGCCGCAGCCGCCGAGCGUAGGGACGAGGGUCCCCCCCCUGUAGGCCCCAAACGCGUCCGCGAAUGGGAAGACGAGCUGCCACCAGUGCAGAAGAAGCCCGCCUCAGAAGAGACCCGCGCACACAUGAACGACGUGCACCACCGCCGUCCGUCCACCCCGCCGCGCGAGCCCUACCGCCGCAACUCCUCCGAGACGCGUCGCGAGGACCAGCGCAGGGCGAAUGAGAAUUACCACCCGAGCGAGGCGGCGCAUCACCCGCUGACGCACUCGGUGCCGACGACUACGCAGUUGCCGCCUAUGCAGCCCGCUGCUCCGCCAACAAGGGAGUCCCUCCCGCCCCCACCAUCGGUGAGCAAGGAUUACCCAAUGGUUGACGUCCAUGCGGAACGCAGGAGCCCGCAACAGCUUCCUCCGCCCCCACCACCACCAGCGCAAGCCCAGCCGCAGCCACCACAGCCGCAGCAGGCUAGCCCGCCGACGCCUGUUGCGGCGCCGGCGGUAGCGGAGGAGCGCGCGGCGAGGAAGAUGGAUGUAGAUGAGAAUUAUGAUGAUGAAGGGGAGGAGGAGAAGAAGGCGCCUAGCGCGAAUGGAGCACCGCCUUCGGCACCGGGGUCGGCGGGUGGUGCGCCCGCGGUGGAGGGGAAGACGGAGUCUCCCGAGAGGGCGAAUGGAGCGGGUGCGGGUUUUUUGGCGAAUGGACAGAAUGGCAUGCCGAAGCAGGCGGCUACUAAGGUUGAGGGGACCGCGUGAGGAUUAUGUAGUAGCCAGUGGGGGGUUAUGAGGAGGAUAAGAGGAGGGAGGUUGUUUUACGGCAUACAAUUACAUUCUUGAUGAGAGAACCCUUUUCUUUGUUUAGCGCGGGUCAACUUCUGGGA
Messenger RNA from Pseudogymnoascus destructans, 3373 nucleotides. RefSeq lists its product as uncharacterized. The record is from RefSeq and is a predicted model, not a curated record. Gene Ontology annotation, biological process: regulation of gene expression. The coding region runs from base 447 to 3248 and encodes 933 amino acids. Lineage: Eukaryota; Fungi; Ascomycota; Leotiomycetes; Thelebolales; Thelebolaceae. The transcript is spliced from 8 exons. Gene Ontology annotation, molecular function: protein binding; RNA polymerase II cis-regulatory region sequence-specific DNA binding; chromatin DNA binding.